Microdochium trichocladiopsis is the source of this 960-nucleotide messenger RNA. RefSeq lists its product as uncharacterized. The record is from RefSeq and is a predicted model, not a curated record. The coding region runs from base 1 to 960 and encodes 319 amino acids. Lineage: Eukaryota; Fungi; Ascomycota; Sordariomycetes; Xylariales; Microdochiaceae. The transcript has a single exon.
AUGCCUUCGUCUCAACCCAUCCAGCGGAAUCAAGUCGCCGACAGCGAUGGCAAGGCACAGCACCACCGUCUCAACGCUGCAGACAACGCCGGCCAGCUUCCCCGUCGUGAGCGUGGUCUCAUCAAACCCGGCACCGUCAAGAUUACGACUACUCAGUCUAAGGAGGUCAAGCGGAGCCUCCUGACCAGCGCGGAUCGGAUCGCAAAAUUCCUCAACGACGGCCCUGAGCUGAGUCGAAGCGACGACGACGACGACGGCAGCCAAUGUUCCCUCUCCCACGAGCUACACAAGCCAGGCGACUCGUACAAGGAGGCAGCACAACGCGACCAGAGCCUCGUGUUCCACAAGGCCAGCGGGCUCGUGUACAAGAAAAAGAGUGUGCCGCGCGAGACUCCCGCUGAGGCUUUCAUGCUCCCCGAACACACGCUCCUGCCGAGGCAGCACCUCACUACAUCCUCACCGUCCAAGACCAGCGACGCCACAGGCCCGGCAACUGAGCACAACAAGACUUCGGCUGCACACGUCGUGGCUGCUCAGCCUCUCCACAAGGACAGCGGCUGCCAGCUCGGUUCCUCCACUGCAGCAGAUGCAGUUCGGCAGGGCACCGCGACCGCUCCCGACUCUGUCGCACCUCGCAGCGGCCAACAUGAAGACGAAGACGGCGACUGGGUCGACAUUCAGCCUCUGUCCCGUGAACACUUCAACUACGUUCACCUGACCGAUGCCAAGGCGAAGGGCAAGGCCAACACGGCCCCGGCCACGGCCACUGCCGCGAUGGGCGACCUGCUGUUGCCGGCGUGCGAGUUCAUUGUCUCGCUCAGGCGCCAGAACCAUCCAGGCGUUGACCAGGCAGACUUUCUGGAGCUGGCCCGCGAGAUGGUUGCAGCCUCCCUGAGCGGAGACCAGGCUGGCGUCGAGGCAGGAGAGGCUGCCCUCCGCGGAUUGUUGCGCUCGACCUAA